GAACUGCAGUUUCUACUCCAAGUCAAUAUUCAAGAGAACCAGACACUUAUCAGCAGUGGAUCCACCACAGCCAAGGUACUGAAAUGCUCUGUACUGUACUUAUUCUAGUUCUUGUUGGUUAAUAUAGAGAUUUUAUUACGUAACACAAGCGACAACCAUCGUCACCACAGUCGGCUGUAAUGUGCAUGCAAACCAUGGAUUUUCUGUAUGUGGUCUAGCUGCCUAUAGUUGAUGUCCAAAACAUGUACAAUGAAAAUGCUUAAUGUGGAAUUCUCUUAUCUUUAAAGGGGUGAAAAUGUGUCAGAGUUUCUACCACACCCACAUUUUAUCCUGAUGGUGGACUGCUUCUAUUAUGCACAGGUGUUAUACUUUCACAUUUACCGUUGUGCUACGCAAUUCAUGCUGCAAUUUGAAAAUUUGGUUCAGUUUUUGUGGGACUUGCUUAUUAUUGCUUCAAGACCUGUACAACUGCCCAACACAUUCAGUAUUAGAACACUACGAGUUGCCUUGAGUUCAAUACAUGGGUGAAAAAAUGACUGUUUGUUGUUUUAACUGUUGACCAUCUUUUGUACUUAGUCUGUGAAGCACCUGGCUGGACCAGAGACCUGCAUCAUAUGAUGCUAUGAGCAACACACAGUGGAUGUCAACCGCAAAGUUUAUAAAACAUUUUUUGAGGUGAGUAUUCUGUCUGUCCUCCUGUUAUCACAUAAACUGUUGUGUAAGGAAAUGUAGGUGGCUGUUAUAUUUAAGCUUUUCAUGUAUCUUAUGGAGAUCUUAGGAUCAUGUUCCUCUUCAAUGACUUGCUGGUCCUCUGGUCUGUUGUCCAAUCAGUUGCUGCUACGAGACUUCCAGUCUGAAGAGAUCCCUUUGGACAAGCAGGACCCAGAGUAUAACAGUCCUGACAUCUGCAUCCUUCACAUUCGCAGAGCUGUCUGA
Molecule: messenger RNA, 936 nt
Organism: Coregonus sp. 'balchen'
Lineage: Eukaryota; Metazoa; Chordata; Actinopteri; Salmoniformes; Salmonidae
Source: the annotation of a GenBank genome assembly